Molecule: messenger RNA, 2577 nt
Organism: Rhinocladiella mackenziei CBS 650.93
Lineage: Eukaryota; Fungi; Ascomycota; Eurotiomycetes; Chaetothyriales; Herpotrichiellaceae
Exons: 1
Coding region: 1-2577 (858 amino acids)
Source: RefSeq, a predicted model, not a curated record
AUGGACUCAGCUCUACUUGUUGAUAAUAAUAUGGAGAGCAUCAGUCCAAACCGUCUGAAAUGUGCUCCUACACCUCUCCACCCGCUGUCGCCCGAGCGCAUCAAUCAACAACGUCAACCCCAAUCUCCGUCCUUGCACGGCUAUCUUGUCGAAAGCGAAAGACCACAGACUCGGGACUCCUUCAAUUCCGAUGUUCAAUCCAAAGUUGCAUUCCUGAAUAGUCUGACUGCCAACGCCAGUGCUCAGUCAUCUCCCGCCAGAGCAGGAAGAUUGGGAGGUGCAACCCUGAGCAAUACACACAGCAAUGGAAACAUCCACCCUAGUAAUAAUGCUAAUGCGAACAAUGCUCUCCAACGGGCUGUCAUGGGUUAUGAAGAGGCCCAGGCGAGCUUAGCCACAUUGACUGCGGAGCUCGAACGGGCGAAGGAAGAGUUGACCUCGAGGAAGAAGAGAGAAAAAUUGCUAUCCCAGCGUGUGGAAGAUUUGCUGGAGGAAUUGCAGGCGGAAAAAGAGAAGAGGGCUCGAGAUCAAGAGUCUUACGCCAAAGAAAUUAAGAGGUGUCGCAAGGAGACGUAUCGUGCUGAAUUGGCGGUUGUGGCAUCCAGACAGGAUCUACAAGAAGUCCGCGGUGAAUUGAAGCGGUCGCAGGCCGAAGUGCAACAUGAGAAAACCGAGAAGGAGAAAAGUCGACAAGAAAGCUUUGAGAGGGCCUAUGCAUUGGCUGGUAUGAUAGGGGAAAUGGAACAACUCAAAGAUCAAUUGACAGUGGUUGAAAAGGAGAGAGAUGCUGCUUUAUUGGAGGCCAAGGCAGGUGCUAUCGAAAAGAGCGCAGUUCUAGAGCAUAAGGAGAAGAAUAAUUCGAGAAGUGUGGAGGAAGAGGAAGAGAUCCCCCCGUCUUCAACCACGGUGGACGAAAAUGGGACCGAAAGUGCCUUCAAAUCCACGACAGUCUCGGAACGUACGCCCGUGGAAGCACCCACACAGCCCCUGGGGCCUCGAGACCCAACCUUUGCCUCUAUCAAAUUCUGUCUCGAAUACUACGACAAACAAAUAGAAGGACAAGAAGUCACAUUGGCAGAAGAGGUUGAGUUUCUCAAACAGGAAUUGAACUGGGCACGGAAACGGCAUGCUGAAGAUGAGGAUUUGAUUCAUUUUAUGCACAUGCAGUGUCAAUUCAAUGCUUGUCCAUGCCGACUGGCUGAGUCAAAUGGAGAGCGUUUUAUUCAUGAUCACGGCUAUGAAGCCAGUGUGCAGGAACAACGGGCGUCCAAAAAGAAAAGGAUAUCGAAUGAAGACCCAGGAGAGCACGUUGCCGCGGACAAUGGUGCGUCUGCACAAGACACACCGAAAGCAACGAGGAGGACGAGAGAGUUUACUCGACUUCCCCCCGAACCGACACCAGAACUUCUCUCCACUGCCGCCGACCCACAGGUUUUGGAGCAAGCUGUUGGAAUACCCCUCCCUGAGCCACAGCCAAUGGAACUGGAUCCCAAAGCUGACACUCCAGAGUCAACCGCUCACUUGGAAGAUAUCACACAAGUCUUGGUUGAGCCGGGAACAGCUUCGAAACCAUUCUCCUUUUCGACAUCCAUUACCAGCAACCCUGGUUUCAGAACCAAAGCUCCACCACUUCGACCGGUGGAAAACGCUUCGGUGGCUCUUGACCACGACCUUUUUGAUCUCUCACCUCCCAAACAAGCGCCUCCUCGACGUCCUUCAACGGCUAUGGGGAUAGUGACCCUGGGAUCACCAAUUCGCCUUGUUCCAGAUUCACCACGCUCGGUCAGAACAUCUCAUCGUGAAGCCCGUCGAUCAAAAACGCCGACAAAUGAUCGCCAUCACACCAUGACCCAAUCAAUCACUACAACCACGAAAGUGGCCUUAAAAGAUUCACCACCUCGAAGUCUGCACAGAAGAACACAGUCCAAACCCAAUCUUCGAAGUCACUCACCUUUGGUGUCUUCGGUCAUGUCUCACGCCGGUGACUCCAAUGUGGGAUCUGGAUUCGCCCACGAGGCAUCGGCCUCACCCGCCGCGCAUACCGUGUUUCCCGUCACGCCUCUGCACCACUCUUCAAGGUCAAUGCAUAAUCUAGCACAGCAUGCACAAACACAGGCGCGACCUCCCAAUCGGAGUCCACCACAGGCGAUAGCCACUACGACCACCACAACUCGCGUGCCGUUGAGAGGAUUUGCCGACACAGAUGAUGAUGUAUUCAGCCCAGAUCACGAUGCCCAAGCCGAGGGUCCGAAUGUGAACACACGACUCAAUUCUACGGUGAACGAAAUGGGCUCACAUAGGCAGACAGAUACUGUCACGACAUCCAUCCUAGGGAAUAUCCCGGGCACACCAAUUUCUCGAGAAGCGGCCCUCGCUCAGAUUCGAGCUCGAAGAGACCGUGCUAGGAGUGUCAAUCUGAAGCGAUCAGUCGAAGGUAGUGGCAAUAGCAGUUCAACAAUGGGGUCGAAGAGUCCAAGAAAACCCGGAGCUGUGAAUGGGGGACUCCUUGCCAAAGACAAGCAAGGUGCAAAAAGGGAAAUCAGUCAAGCCAGCGCGCCGGGAAGAAUUGCUUUUUGA